Apus apus (common swift) is the source of this 2166-nucleotide messenger RNA. It is a transcript of the gene DCK, whose product is annotated as deoxycytidine kinase. Bases 127 to 900 code for a protein of 257 amino acids. The record is from RefSeq and is a predicted model, not a curated record. Gene Ontology annotation, cellular component: cytoplasm; mitochondrion. Gene Ontology annotation, biological process: nucleobase-containing compound metabolic process. Lineage: Eukaryota; Metazoa; Chordata; Aves; Apodiformes; Apodidae. Gene Ontology annotation, molecular function: deoxycytidine kinase activity; ATP binding. The transcript has 7 exons.
GCGCGCCAAAUUCGAAGGCGGGCUCGCGCGGCGGCGGUUAUUUCCCGGGCGGCCGUUGGCGGGCUCGCGCGCGCGGCGGCGCUCCCCUUUCCGUCUCCCCGCUCCUCGCCUCGCCUCCCCCCCGCCAUGGCGACUCCCCCCAAGCGCGGGCGGGUGCAGGGCAGGAUCAAGAAGGUCGCCGUGGAGGGCAACAUCGCUGCAGGGAAAUCGACGUUUGUGAAUAUUCUUAAACAGGCUGAUGAGGAAUGGGAAGUGGUUCCCGAGCCUGUAGCGCGGUGGUGCAACGUUCAGCAAAGCUCUGAAGAGGAUUGCAAGGAGCUGAGCCCAUCGCAGAGGAGCGGAGGGAACGUGCUUCAGAGGAUGUAUGAGAAGCCAGAGAGGUGGUCCUUCACUUUCCAGACAUAUGCCUGUCUCAGCAGGAUCCGGGCUCAACUCAGAGCCCUUAAUGGCAAACUGAGAGAGGCAGAGAACCCUGUGGUCUUCUUCGAGCGGUCUGUCUACAGUGACAGAUACAUCUUUGCAGCUAAUUUAUAUGAGUCUGAUUGCAUGAAUGAAACGGAGUGGACUAUUUACCAAGACUGGCAUGACUGGAUGAACACACAUUUGGGUCAAAGCUUAACGCUGGACGGGAUAAUUUAUCUCAGAGCCACUCCUGAGAAAUGUUUAAAUAGGAUUUACUUACGUGGAAGAGAUGAAGAGCAAGAAAUUCCCAUUGAAUAUCUGGAGAAGCUUCAUUACAAACACGAAAGUUGGCUUCAGCAUAGGACACUGCGAACAGAUUUUGAAUAUCUACAAGAAAUACCUAUUCUAACCUUAGAUGUGAACGAAGACUUCAAAGGCAAAAAGGACAGAUAUGAUCACAUGACUGAAAAGGUCAAAGAAUUUUUGAGCACCUUAUGAUCCUCUUUUGAAGUGCAGGCAUAGUCAAAGUCUUCCAAACAUCUGUGCCAUCAAAGUCUGAAGUACAGCUUCUGCUUUUAUAGAAGGUCUCUGGAGAGGCAGGACUCAAUUCUGUUGAUUCAGUUGUGAGGAACAAAUAAACUUUGUGAAUAGGGAAAUUGUUUAAUAAAUCAGUAAGUUUGCUCAGUAUUAUAUUAAGCGUGACACAAAUUCUGAAGAUACUAGAAUUCUGAGAGUUUCCAAACAUUGUGUCUGUUUCUCAUUUGAUGAAUAAGUUCUUCUGGAGUAUUUUCUUGUAUUUUUAAAUUUAUUUGGUACUCAGCUAUUUAAUUUUCAAGAAUGUAGUGAUUUUUAGAUAUCUUGAGUGUUUGCGGUUUUUUUAGUGGAAUUGACUUGUCAUUAAUGUCUCAGUGUUCUGAGGAAGAGAAAAGUAAAACCCAUUUUUGCUCAUGAGGGAAUUUUAAUAUAACCUGGAGUUUUAUAUUGUAAGGUAUAAAAAAAAAUAUUGACUGACAAUUUUGAUAUAUGAAAUUCUUCACGGAAUUGAAAUAAAUCCAAAUAUGGCUGAAAUUCUGUGGAUGUCAAAUUAGGUUUUAUAUCUGUUUUCAUGGUGCAUUGCAAACUAGGAUAUUAAGAGGCUUUCCAUUCUCUACUAUUUUGGUUUCCCAGAUGUUUUUUAAAGCUGUGGAUAAAGCAGCUGUCUUUUGUUGUUGGGAAGUCCUCUGUUCCUGUAGAGAAGUAUUUGUGCUUGAUGGGUACUGUAAAAGGAAGCAGAAAAUUUUGCAAAUGGCCUCCAUCUGUAAAUGACAUGUUUCUAAACCUUAAUCACAUUUUGGAUGUCAGAGGUGGCUUCCCGCUUUUGUUCCAGCUUCUCCAUUUCAUAGCUGGGAUUUUUGGGUGCUUGUAUUUGCAGUAGGCUGCCCUUUCUGAUCCUCUUGUAAGAAGGGAAAAACCUUUGUGGAGUAGCUGUUGUUCUGGUGCAUCUUAUUUUAUUAACUGAGCCACUUUGUUUCAGGUGCUGAAAAUAUAAACUACACAGAGUACACAUCUCAAGUGCUGUGUUGUAUGAGCUGCUUUCUUCUGCUUUAUAUAUUUCUGAAUGAUUGCACAGUUGGCCUUUGCAAAAUUGUUUUGUAAAGCAUUUUAUUGUCUAUUGUGGCGCCUGUGUUACUUGCAAAUUUGAGAUGAAAUUUCUUCCUUGGUGGUUGGAAUUAUGCUGGAGUUCUUUAACCGUUGGCUGAAAAAUAAAAGUGGUUGGAAUUACGU